Molecule: messenger RNA, 1476 nt
Organism: Lactuca sativa (garden lettuce)
Lineage: Eukaryota; Viridiplantae; Streptophyta; Magnoliopsida; Asterales; Asteraceae
Product: 2-oxoglutarate (2OG) and Fe(II)-dependent oxygenase superfamily protein
Source: RefSeq, a predicted model, not a curated record
AAAUAGAAGAGUGGAAAAUAUUAUUUUAAAAAGAUGAGGGAUAGCAAGUGGCGAUGGACAUUAAUCUCGUGCCCCAAACGAAGCGUUCAGUUGAGCGUUGACAUUAAUCUCUUGCCCGCCAAAACCUUAACCAUAAUGGAAGAUGGUCAAACCCUGGAACUCUAUGAUCUCCACUACUCUGAUCUUAUGGCAUUGUCUUCUUCAGAUCACCGGUUACCAACAACUUCCGAAAACACCUCAUAUUUGGAAUCAGUGAUGAACACGGUCAUGAAAAACCUAGGUCCGUCCGGUUCUGGUCUUCUUGCCGUCACCGGAGUCCCCAAUGCUUCCGCUCUCCGCCAAACACUGCUUCCAAUGGCUCGAAAGCUUGCUCUUCUUAACAAUGAAGAUCGCAAACGCGUACUCAAGGAUCAUGGGUUAGGGAGUGAUGUUCCACUGAAGAACAUAGAUAGAACAGUUUCCCCUUUCGCUAUGCAAUUAAAAUACAACCAAACCCUAGACAUGACCAGUGUCUGUAACUUAAUUCAUUCAGAGACUGCAUGUCACAGUUCAGAUAUUGAGAAUCUGAACGAAUUCAAAAAUCUUGGGAACAUAUUCAAAGAGCUAGGAAAUUGCAUGAUGGAUCUAGGCAUUCAAGUAGCAAGGGUGUGUGACAAGUUCAUUGGUGGACAUGAGCUAGAGCAAAGCUUACUAGAAUCAUGCUGUGCUAAAGGGCGUCUUAUUCACUACCAUUCAUUUCAAGAUAACCUUAUUCUACAAGCUUCAAAUACCAAACAACCCCAAAACAAGACAUUCAAAAAAACCAUUAGUAAUCACUCUGAUUUAUGGCAGCAGUGGCAUUAUGAUUAUGGUGUGUUCACUGUUUUGACAGCUCCAAUGUUUAUAUUUAAUGAAUCUUCCCAAUCAUGUGAUGGACAAGAAUGCCCUUCCCCUAGUGGACAUACGUAUUUGCAAAUAUUUGAUCCGAAUAAGAACAGUGUUGUAAUGGUGAAGGCACCUGUUGGGAGUUUUAUUGUUCAAGUAGGGGAAUCAGGUGAUAUAUUGUCAAAGGGGAAGCUUCAUGCAACUCUUCACUCUGUUUGUAGACCUAAAAAUUUGGAAAACAUUAGCAGGGAGACAUUUGUUGUGUUCUUGCAGCCUUCAUGGAACAAGAAACUUUCUGUUUAUGAUUUUUCAGUGGAACAUUUGAGUUUGAAUGAUGGGUAUUCAAGAAUAUGUAAUGAGGAUAAUCAGUUUCAAAAUCCAAGUUUGGAUGUUGGAAAAUUAGUUCCACCACUUUGUGAUCGAUUGAAAGAUGGAAUGACAUUUGCAGAGUUCUCAAAAGAAACAACAAAGCAAUAUUAUGGAAGCAGUGGAGUGCAGUCGAAGAAUAGAUAGAAUGGUGGAAAGAUGAUUGGCUUUUGCCUAAUUAACAUGUUGAUAACAAUUUAUUGAAUCACUAAAAUUAAUGAAAGUGGUUUGAUUUGAUUCUCGUAA